GCCAGUCGCAAACCCAUGACAACAAAGCUCGACAAGCCAGCAGCAAAGAAAACAACGAAAGCACAUGAGGAAUGCUAUAGUCAGCGAAAAUCAUGGAUGAGAGGCGAGACCUUCGCAAGUUUCCCCGUGGGGAGAGAUGUCCAGAAUGUGGUGCUCGAAGAUGGUAUUUGGAGAAUGGUCUGCGCUUCUGCUCCAACGGACAUCAAGUUGAGGGAUUUAUUCAAUUUGAUAUUGGUGAUGAUGUCGAUGCGGGUCAGCUUGGUAAAAAGACAAAGAAAGACAAGGAGGUUAAAGAAAAAGAGUUGCGACAUCUCACAGGGCAAGCAGGCAAGAAUCUCUUUCUCGAAUGUCUGCAGCUGGUGUUGAGGCAACAGCUCCUUUGGCUCGUUCAGAGCAAAGGUCAUCGAGAAGAGCUUGAGACUGUAGUGCGCGAUCUGUGGGAUCUUCGUAUUCGAGGCUCCGGAGCGCUCCUGGCUGAGGAGGAAACACAGCAAACGCAAAUGGGUGAUGGCCUUGCGAUAUUCAGCUCGCAGCCUACGGGCACAGUUAAAGAUGAUACACCAAAGAAGCAGGGAACAAGAGCUCGUAGCUGGAAUCCAGAGGACAACCCAGAUUGGCCUGUGCCGAGAAUGAUUGAUACCCUGGCCUUGUGCUAUCUCGGAUGCUUGUUGCUCAGGAUACCCACCGCGAUUGGGGAGCUUUGUGUCUGGGCCAAUUCUGGACGAAUACCUUAUAAACGAUCAUACUACGAUCUUCCCGAAGAAAUGCAGGAUCGAUUACCAUCUGCUUACACCAGGGCCCUCAAACUACCCCUGCGCUCAUCUCUUAGGGGAAUCGACCUGCACAAUGCUGUGCUGGAUCUCGCUCUCUCAUAUCAUCACAACUAUGGAAUGAUAUUUCCCGCCAUCAAUGAUACGCCAACUAUUGUGCACUUUGUCAGGCAGCUCACUUUACCGGUGGAAACACUCAUCACAGCAAGAAGCAUACUAUCGGUUAUGAAGUUCUCUUUUCAGUUACCCAUUGAGCAGUCACGGCGCUUUCAUAUAGACUAUCCCGAGAUCUUGCUCAUGUCCUCUAUCGUGGUUGCAGCAAAGCUAUGCUUUCCACUAGGACAACACGCCCCUUUUCUUCACGCCGCUAGCACAGAGCAGAGUAUCAGGUUCGAUUGGACAACAUGGCACAAGGGUAUCCAAGAAUUACUAGAGGCAUCUCAAACACUUGAGAAGGAGCCCAGCUUCGAUCAAGUUACCGUUGACCAAGUUGCUUCAAUGACGACCAAGGAGCUCGACCAGUACUUUGCUCAUAUUGCGAGCACGAUCGACAGGAAGAAUGAUUCGGAAAUCGCCAGGUUCUUUCCAUCAGAGAACGCACCUCCUCCAGAGGCUCCUCCACGAGAAAACACUGAACAAGACAAUGACCACAAGAUGCGGAGGAUCCUUGGUCAAGCAAUUACAGUAACAGGAGAAGAGGGGUCAGAACAACAUGGGAAAACUCUAGCGGAACCAAGCUAUGAAGGGUUCCGUUCUGUCGAUGACCUAACAGAGACGGCGGAGGCGUUGUACAAAGCUGCUGAAAGAAGCCCGGCUUUCCAUUCCUCACAUCGUCACGUCACAAAAAUCACCCGCCAAUUCCGAAAAUCGACAAAAACCGCCUCUUUCCACUGUGUACUAACAGAACCGUCCAGUUUCGUGAAGACCCUGACGGGCAAGACCAUCACCCUCGAGGUCGAGUCCUCGGACACCAUCGACAAUGUCAAGUCCAAGAUCCAGGACAAGGAGGGCAUUCCCCCGGACCAACAGCGACUGAUCUUCGCUGGUAAGCAGCUCGAAGAUGGCCGAACUCUCUCCGACUACAACAUCCAGAAGGAGUCCACCCUCCACCUCGUCCUCCGUCUCCGUGGUGGUAUCAUUGAGCCCUCGCUCAAGGCCCUUGCCUCCAAGUUCAACUGCGACAAGAUGAUCUGCCGCAAGUGCUACGCUCGUCUCCCUCCCCGUGCCACCAACUGCCGCAAGCGCAAGUGUGGACACACCAACCAGCUCCGACCCAAGAAGAAGCUCAAAUAAACGAUUACUCCAUGGAUGUGGCGUCUGGGAUUUGGCAUUUUGGGGUCGAUGGCAAGGACAGAGGAGAGCUUCUUUUCUUUUGUUCACACGAGGCUGGUUGUUUUUACAUUAGCAUGUGCAGCUCAGGCAAUACAUUCUAGAUGAUGCCCAUAUUGACGAUGUGCCGUGCCGCAAGGUGUUCCGGCCAGACCCCUUCAAAAGAAAUAAAAGCAUUCACGCUUCGAAAUGUUUUUGUGCAUGGAAAUGAGUGACUGGGUAAUCUUGGGGAUUGGAGAAAAGACCCAGCUGUGAGGCUUACGAUAAACACAUAGCUUACAGAGCCAGUGACAAUUGAUUCUCAAGUUACUUCUCUGUCG
Molecule: messenger RNA, 2419 nt
Organism: Fusarium redolens
Lineage: Eukaryota; Fungi; Ascomycota; Sordariomycetes; Hypocreales; Nectriaceae
Product: ubiquitin family-domain-containing protein
Exons: 9
Coding region: 93-2063 (656 amino acids)
Biological process (GO): RNA polymerase I preinitiation complex assembly; translation; nucleolar large rRNA transcription by RNA polymerase I
Cellular component (GO): RNA polymerase transcription factor SL1 complex; ribosome; RNA polymerase I core factor complex
Molecular function (GO): structural constituent of ribosome; protein binding; RNA polymerase I core promoter sequence-specific DNA binding
Source: RefSeq, a predicted model, not a curated record